Molecule: messenger RNA, 1398 nt
Organism: Argiope bruennichi
Lineage: Eukaryota; Metazoa; Arthropoda; Arachnida; Araneae; Araneidae
Product: techylectin-5A-like
Exons: 7
Coding region: 151-1041 (296 amino acids)
Source: RefSeq, a predicted model, not a curated record
CAAGACAAAAGUAAUUUCUCCUGUCUCUUAGUUGUUAUCUGGCUUAUAAAGCUUCAUCACAGGCAAAGGCUAUACUUUUGGGGCCAGAUAUUUGGAAGGUGCGAAAGGGCUUUAUAUUCGGUACGAAAGCAAAUAUCACUGAGUUCAAAUAUGACUCACUUAAAUCUUUCGCUGAUUCUUUUCUUUGUGGCUGUUUCUCAAGCAACGUUGAAUGGCGCUCCCACAUGUGAAGAGAACGACAGAUCAUCAUCUUACCUAGAUAGUGCUUUGGAUAUGCUCACUAAAACGAAGCUUCACUUCCAUCCCUGUCCUACCGCACCACGACCAAUGGAUUGCGCAGAAAUGUUAAAAAAUGGCUAUAAUGAAAGUGGCGUAUACACCAUCUGGCCGAGAAAUAGAGUGAAUGAAAAUAAACAAUUGGAGGUGUAUUGCGACAUGGAGACAGAUGGCGGAGGUUGGACGGUUCUGCAAAGGCGAGUUAACUUCAGUAGACCGAAUGACUAUUUCUUCAAAGACUGGGAAAGUUACAAAAUUGGAUUUGGUGACAUUGAAAAAGAUUUUUGGCUAGGCAAUGAUAACAUAUUCGCUUUAACCAAUCAACAACUGUAUUCUAUCCGAUUCGAUUUGACGGAUGUAAAGGGAGAGAAAAGAUACGCCAUCUACGACAAGUUCUGGAUUGAAGACGAAGAACGUAAAUACACUUUGCACAUCAAAGAUUAUAGAGGCAAUGCAGGAGAUUCAAUGACAAAUCAUAACUCAAGACCUAGCUUGCGCUUUAUCCCCUCAAUCACAUCACACGACAAUCAGAUGUUUUCCACUAAGGAUCAAGAUAAUGACAAUGCCGAUCACAACUGUGCUGAUUCGUAUAAAGGUGGCUGGUGGUACAAUUCUUGUCAUGCGGCCAACCUGAAUGGCCUUUAUUUGAGAGGAAAGCACGAAAGUUAUGCGGAUGGAAUCAACUGGCAUAGUUGGAAGGGAUAUCACGAGUCGCUAGAGACUUCCGAAAUGAAGAUACGUCCUAAAAAUUUCAAGAAAUUGUGAACCAAUGCUUACUUUUUCGCUGAAAAUCCUGAUUUGCUGAAUGCAGGAUUUUUUAUUGUUUAUCACAAAAAUAAUUUUAACUAUUGUCUAAAAUUGUCCAGAAUAACUAUGCAAAAUCAUGUAUUUUAUUGUUGUUUUAUGCUUUUAAAAUAAAAUUUAUGAAUAAAUGAUAAAAAAAAAUUAUGAAUUAAUUUUGUAUGAAUUUAUAUUGUACGCUUCAUCUUUCCUCUGUUAUUUUCAUAAAUCUAGAAAACUGCUGUGAGACAAUAAUACACAUGAAAUUGGAAUAUGAAAUGAAUUAAUUGAACGGCUUAGUCCAUUUAUCUAAUAAAUUGUAUCAAUUUGAAAUCAUUGUAC